Molecule: messenger RNA, 1964 nt
Organism: Racocetra fulgida
Lineage: Eukaryota; Fungi; Glomeromycota; Glomeromycetes; Diversisporales; Gigasporaceae
Source: the annotation of a GenBank genome assembly
AAGCAAUGGAUGACUUUAUAAUGACAAUUGAAGACGACACAGAGAUUAAAACAUACAAUGAAGAGGAAAAUGAGGAAAAUGAUAAUAGCCCAAUGCAUAAAGAGAAUAAAGAUUCAAGGAAACGAAAAAAAAAGGAAAAAAAAGCUUCAAUAAAUGAAGAUAUUUCAUUAAAAAAAAAUGAUAUAAAUCCUGAUUUCUCGUUCUCUUUUGGUGACGAUAAUUUUUAUAAUGAUGUUGAAGGCUGGGAUUUUGUAGCAGCUAGAGCUGGAUUAAAACCCAAACUUACUCGCAAUGAAGCGAGAUCAUCACUAAUUUUAAAUACAAAAACGAAUGGACGAAAUAAUUCAAAACAAAAAAAAACCAAUAAUGAUCAAUCUUUGAAAAUAUCCGAUAAAGACAAUGAAAAUAAUACUUCGGAAAAUGAUGAUACUAACUUUGGUGCCGGAACCCAAUGCGAUAUUUACAAUGACGAAAACGAAUCAAGUGAAAACGAUGAAGACAAAACCGAUGAAGACGACGACGAUCAAAUGUCGAGUAGUACAGAUGAAUACUGGAACAACCAUGAAGAUCAUGAUAAUGAUUCUAAUAGUGAAAGUAGUAGUGAGGACGAAGAUGAAAAACAGAAAGAAUACUUUGCAGAUGAAUCUGAGAUAAUUCAUUACGACAAUGCUGAAUCAUUCCAAACAAUGAAUCUUUCUCGACCUAUUCUUAAAGGUCUUAGUCAAUUAGGAUUUAUACAGCCUACCCCGAUUCAAAGACAAACAAUUCCUAUAGCUCUUAUGGGUAGAGACAUUUGUGGUGGUGCUAUUACCGGCUCUGGAAAAACUGCUGCAUUUCUGGUUCCUGUUAUAGAGCGCUUACUAUACAGACCAAGAAAGACUCCUUCUGUGCGAGUACUUAUCUUAAUACCAACUCGUGAACUGGCUAUUCAAUGCCAUAGAGGACUAAAUCUCAAAAAACAAGAAAGUGAACUUCGCGCACGCCCUGAUAUCAUUAUUGCAACUCCAGGACGAUUGAUCGAUCAUGUGCGAAAUUCACCUUCUUUUAGUCUAGACACUAUUGAAAUUUUGAUAAUUGAUGAAGCCGACCGGAUGUUGGAAGAUGGUUUCUCUGCUGAGUUAAAUGAGAUCGUAAAGAAUUGUCCAAAAUCGAGACAGACAAUGCUUUUCUCUGCCACCAUGACAGAUAAUGUCGAUGAACUAAUUCGCCUUUCAUUGAAUCGACCGGUACGACUAAUGAUCGAUCCAACAAAGGCGACUGCAGUUAAGCUCAUACAGGAGUUUGUUCGUGUAAGAAAACAUCGCGAAGAAGAUCGGCCUUCUAUGUUAGUUGCAUUAUGUAAAAAAACAUUCCGUCGUAAAGUUAUAAUUUUCUUCAAAAAUAAAGCUACUGCUCAUGAAAUGAAGAUAAUUUUUGGCCUUUUGGGGUUGAAAGCUGCAGAAUUACAUGGAAGUUUGUCACAAGAGCAGCGCAUGGAGGCUCUUGAGACUUUCCGAGAUGGAAAAGUAGACUUUCUCUUAGCUACCAAUUUGGCAUCGCGAGGUUUGGACAUAAAAGGCAUUGAAACUGUUAUCAACUACGAUAUGCCACAAAGUUAUGAGCAUUAUAUACAUCGUGUCGGCCGAACGGCUCGUGCAGGACGUGAUCGCAAGAUUUUAAAAAUGGUGAUUAAACAUGCUAAAGGUCAAAUUAGAAGGCGUAAUAUCGAUGCAGAAAUUGUUUCAAAAUAUCGCGAAAAGUUUGAUAAAUUAAAAAAUCAAAUUAAAGAAGAAAUAUUUAGUAAGCCCGCUCGGACUUGGUUUCAGUCCAAACAAGAGAAACAAAAAUCUAAACUUGCUGCAAAAGAACAAUCUAAUAGUAAUGUCGAAACUUCAGAAACAAGCAAAAAGCGAAAACGAGAAAAAACUGUAAAAUUAAAAUCAAAGCGCGACAAACGUGCUAAAAAAUCAAAAUCAAAACGUUAG